AUGCUAACGCCCUGCCCGUUCCCCGUCUUCAACGUCCCCCCAAAUGGCUCCCUCGAGGCAGCCCCGCAACCGUAUGCAAAGGAUGAGAAAGUGCUAUGCUUCCACCAUGAAAUGCUCUACGAGGCCAAGAUCCUCGACGUGACCCGCACCGAGGAUGGCGAAGGCUACCAGUAUAAAAUCCACUACAAGGGCUGGAAAGCCACUUGGGAUGACUGGGUACCCGUCGACCGCAUCCGCAAGUACAAUCCUGAGAAUGUCGAGCUCGCGAGCCAGCUCACCUCUCAGAUGAAGAACCUCACCCAAAAGUCCACCAAGCAGGUCAAGAAGGGCGGCAAGGUCAACGCCGCUGUCACUGCUGUCGAGUCGGCCAGGGGAGCGAAGAACGCGGCGGCGCUGGGACGACUACCCAGGGUGGUAGGGGCCCCAGGCGCGCGAGGGACUAUGAACUUGAACAUGCCAUCCAUCAAACUCCCCAUUCCGGACCACAUCAAGGCUGUGCUCGUGGACGACUGGGAAAAUAUCACCAAGAAUAACCAGCUUGUUCCCGUCCCCCAUCCCCACCCCGUCAACCAAAUCAUCGAUGAUUACCUCAACUACGAGAGGCCGCACCGUGAGGAAGGUUCCGCCCUCGCCGACAUCCUCGAGGAGACCUUUGCUGGCUUGAGGGAAUACUUUGAGCGGUCUCUGCCUAGGAUCCUUCUUUACAGGUUUGAGCGAGUGCAAUACCACGAGAUCCGGGAAAUCAUGCAAAAGGCAAAGGAUGACGAGCCAAAGACCGUUUCCGAUGCUUACGGUGCCGAGCACCUGUGCCGUCUUCUUGCCCAGACCAACAUGGAUCACCAAUCAGUCUCUCGUCUCCGCGACGAACUACUAAAAUUCACGACUUGGCUCGGCAAAAACUCCUCCAAGUACUUUGUCUCCGAGUAUGAGACUCCAUCCCAGGAAUACGUGGAGAAGACAAAGUUCUAA
Parascedosporium putredinis is the source of this 969-nucleotide messenger RNA. NCBI's taxonomy places the organism in Eukaryota, Fungi, Ascomycota, Sordariomycetes, Microascales, Microascaceae. The record is from the annotation of a GenBank genome assembly.